This is a messenger RNA of Symbiodinium sp. CCMP2456, 298 nucleotides long. The record is from the annotation of a GenBank genome assembly. Lineage: Eukaryota; Dinophyceae; Suessiales; Symbiodiniaceae.
GACACCGACUCCAGCGCUCACCAUCCUGGCCUUGAACAACGGCGUCCCCAAGUUGCCAGAGAUGCUGGCGGAAUCCUUGGGACCGUCAAGCCACGAGCUAUUGAAGAUGAUCGAGGAGUUUCGGAAGGAGCACGCAAAGGAUCUUCAGCACCUUCAGGCGCAGUCCACCACAUCCACCGUGGAGCGGGGCAGUGGCAAGACUACGUCAGCGCCAACUCCUUCUCAUCGAACAUCCUGCGUGCCUGUGUACCGUGCCGGCGAGGAGGUGUUUGAUGUUGAGCACGUGUGGCUGCCGGAG